This is a messenger RNA of Parnassius mnemosyne (clouded apollo), 480 nucleotides long. The record is from the annotation of a GenBank genome assembly. NCBI's taxonomy places the organism in Eukaryota, Metazoa, Arthropoda, Insecta, Lepidoptera, Papilionidae.
AUGACGAAUUCCAAGGGUUAUCGUCGCGGUACUAGGGACUUGUUCGCCCGCAAGUUCCGCACACAUGGAACCAUACCGCUAUCCACUUAUAUGAAAGUUUACAAAGUUGGAGACAUCGUUGACAUAAGGGGCAAUGGUGCAGUCCAGAAAGGUAUGCCACACAAAGUCUAUCAUGGCAAAACUGGUCGUGUCUACAAUGUCACAGCACAUGCCCUGGGCGUUAUCGUAAACAAGCGAGUCCGAGGCCGCAUCCUACCCAAAAGAAUCAACAUCCGGGUAGAGCAUGUCAAACACUCCAAAUGCAGAGAAGAUUUCCUUAAGCGUGUGAAGGAAAACGAGAGGCUCCUGAAGGAAGCUAAAGCUGCAGGCAAGAUUGUUAAGCUAAAGAGACAGCCUGAACCACCAAAAGCUGCUCACAUUGUUAGCGGUAUUGAGAAACCAAUCCUUUUGGCUCCAAUUCCAUACGAGUUUGUAGCUUAA